This is a messenger RNA of Acanthosepion pharaonis, 759 nucleotides long. NCBI's taxonomy places the organism in Eukaryota, Metazoa, Mollusca, Cephalopoda, Sepiida, Sepiidae. The record is from the annotation of a GenBank genome assembly.
AUGGAUUUUAAUUUCAAUGUAUUUUUCAUAUCUAUCUAUCUAUCUAAUAUUAUUUAUCUAUUUUUUUUAAUCAUUUAUCAUUCUGUUAAACAUCUAUCUAUCUAUCUAUCCUUUAAAUCUAUUUAUUCAUAUUUAUUUCUAAAUUUUAUUUUUAUUUAUAAUAUCUAUAAUAUCUAUCUAUCCUAUUAUCUAUCAAAAUAUCUAUCUUUUUAUAUAAAUGCUUUUAUUCAUAUUUAUUUAUUUAUCUAUAUAUAUAUCUAUAUAUCUAUCUAUCCUUUUCUUUUAUUCAUAUCUUCCACAUUUAUCAUUCUGUUCAAAAUUUAUCUAUCUAUCUAUCUAUCUUUUUUGUUUUUUUAUUCAUAUUUAUUUAUAAUUAAAUUUUUAUUUUAUUUUAUCUAUCUAUCUAUCUAUUUAUCUAUCUAUCUAUCUAUCUAUCUAUCUAUCUAUAUUCUAUUUAUCUUCUUAUAUCUAUAUAUAUCUAUUUAUUUAUUUAUAAUAUAUAUUUAUCUAUCUAUAUAUAUAUCUAUCUAUCUAUCUAUCUUAUUUAUUCAUAUCUAUCUAUCUAUUUCUGUUUUUUAUAUCAUAUCUAUCUAUCUAUCUAUCUAUCUAUCUAUCUAUCUAUCUAUCUAUCUAUCUAUCUAUCUAUCUAUCAGUCUGAAAAUAUUUAUCUAUCUAUCUAUCUAUCUAUCUAUCUAUCUAUCUAUCUAUCUAUUUAUCUAUCUCAUUUUUUCGUAUGUCUAUCUAUCUAUUCAAUGUUGA